AUGACAACGGAUAUAAAAAGAGACUUUAUCGACGAUCCAAAUCCGAUUUAUUUAUAUUCCGACGGAGAGAUGACGCAAUUCGAAGAAGUCGCUGGAACUUGUUCAAACAAAGAUAACCACGAUGAACUUUGUCUGACAAUACGAAGUAUUACCAUCGGAACGAUUUCCGUCGUUGGAAUCGCCAUUCUUCAUCAAUGGACAAAGUAUACGUACAGUUACACAUACAUCAGCCCGAUUUUAAGUGUCAUUUUAUCAUAUCCAUUGGGUCAUUUAUGGACGUGGAUUGUUCCGCAUGCGCAGAAAUUUACUCAGAAGGAACACGGAUUGAUAUUAGUCAUGACGAAUAUCUCUUGGAUGUAUUUUUCGGUGUUUAAUUACGCAACGUCGGCAACGUUGCCGUUGUUAGAAUAUGACCAACGAAAUUUUGUCAAUUAUUUUUUUCUUGUCGUUGCACUCCAGUUCAUCGGCUUUGGACUUGCAGGUAUUAUGCGACGAUUUUUAGUUUGGCCAACAGAAAUUAUCUGGCCACAAAAUUUACCAUUGAUCGCGACUUUGCGUACAUUACACGAACAUCAAUUACCGGUGAUAAACUAUUAUAAUAAAACUCAACUGAUACAAAAAAUUAAGAAAUUCUUCUUAGAAAAGAAAAUCCAUUUUUUCAUUUUAGUAACAAUUCUCGCAUUUAUUUACGAAUGGUUUCCGCUCUAUAUUGUCUCUGCUCUAUCUGUAUUCUCUUGGGCAUGUCUAUUCAAUCAAUCGAAUUAUCUUCUCGCGCAGUUAACCGCUGUUCGUGGCCUCGCCUUGGCUGGAGGCGGGUUAACUUUAGAUUGGUCUCAAAUCACAAUGUAUCUCGGUUCACCAUUGAUCCUUCCUCGAUGGGCAAUUGUGAAUAUUUCGUUUGGUUUUGCUUUGAUUAUUUGGUUUAUUGUUCCGAUUGUCUAUGGAUUCAAUGUCCGAAAUGUCAAAGACAGUCCCAUCGGUGGAAUGAUGUUUCUCGGGAUAACAUCAAUGGNCAACUUAUCGAAUAGUUUGUUUUCAACAACAUUGGAUCGUCAAGUGGCCAUGUUCAUGCUUGAGUCUUCAUCAUCGGUACGACAUGAAAAUGAGUUGGAAAGUGUUCUUUUCCUAAUUGAAUUGGAUGUGCGAAUGGCUUCUCGUCCUUACGCAAAUAUAUCGCAUCUGAGCAAUUUCCGUGAAGAAUCUGAAGUUCUUUUUUCCAUUGGUACAGAAUUCGAAAUUAUCGAUGUCAAUUAUACAGAAAAUAAUUGGAUAGUUGAUCUGCGGCUAAACGGAAACUGCUUUAAAUACAGUGAGGAUUUAGCUCGUUUGACUCCAAGAAGAGCUUUUAUUUCUUGCGUGGAUAAACUCAUUCACACGUACCAGGUGCCAUCACCAGAGGAAGUAGAAAACAUUUUCAAUGGUCUACAAAGAUUACAUCCAGAGGAAAAAUGGAUUCCAACUGCGAAGCAUUACUGCUGGACACAGUACCAACAACACAUAAUAAAGGAUUACGAAAAAGCGAUGUUGGGACACGACAAAGCGAUAGAUAUAUGGCGCGAAUGCAUUCCGGAUAAUGAUAGUGAACUGAACUGUUGGUCUCAUAUCGGUGAUAUCCAUGGAUCCAUAGGAUGA
Messenger RNA from Adineta ricciae, 1632 nucleotides. The record is from the annotation of a GenBank genome assembly. Lineage: Eukaryota; Metazoa; Rotifera; Eurotatoria; Adinetida; Adinetidae.